Messenger RNA from Staurois parvus, 528 nucleotides. The record is from the annotation of a GenBank genome assembly. NCBI's taxonomy places the organism in Eukaryota, Metazoa, Chordata, Amphibia, Anura, Ranidae.
AUGAGCAGCGUGGCCCUCUUACUGGUGUUGAUCCUGCUGCUUCUCAUGUUUCGUUGCAACUCCAGAAAUGCAGCCAACAAGGGUCUGCUGUCCGAAUCUGAGGAUGACGUGCGGGACAAUGUGUUCAACUACAACGAACAGGGAGGAGGAGAAGAGGACCAGGAUGCCUAUGAUAUGAAUCGGCUCCGGAACCCGUCCAUGCCAGUGCCGCCAUCGCCCCGUCUGAAACCCCCCAUCCGCAGAGAUGCACCCUACAGCCAGACAUUGCCUCGCUACCCACGGAGACCAUCUGACCGCCCUUCUGACAUCGCAGACUUCAUACAUGAUGGUUUGCGAACAGCGGACUCCGAUCCCAGCGUCCCGCCAUACGACACGGCCUUGAUUUACGAUUACGAGGGGGAGGGUUCUGUGGCUGGCACUUUGAGUUCCAUCCUAUCCAGUGAGAGCGACACCGAUCAGGAUUACGACCAUUUAGAGGAUUGGGGUCCACGUUUUCGGCGCCUGGCCGACCUGUAUGGACACGAGUGA